UUCCUCCCUUCCAUACCUCGGACGCACAAUGUCAUAUCCCGAGUUCCACGAACGCCACAAGGCCUUUGCAUUCCACGACACUGACGGCUCCCCAGUAUAUGAGGAUGGGUGGGGAGGGCUCUGCGGCCGCAUCGUGGCGCGAAACGACCUCGCGGCUCUCCGACUCUAUCACGCAUCGCCCAACACGCGGGUAUUCUGGGAAGGAUACGAAGCCCCCUACUGGCAUCCCUUCUUUGUGGCGGCCGGUUCCGGCAGCUGGGAGGCUCUUCGCGCCCUUAUCGAGAUCUACUUGACAGAUCCAACGUAUAAGAACCCCGAGCAGCCGCCGCUGGACCAAUACCUGACGCAACUGGACUUCUCGCCCAUCAACGAGGCGUGUGCUGCCGCGAAUCGAGAGAUGGUGCUCUGGCUCCUGCAGCACGAUCCACCGUUGGCGACGCUGCAGGAUCGGGAUGCCCGCGGCCACACGCCGCUGUUCAGCGCGGCGAGCGGGCUUAGGCGAGGGGUGGGCUUUGCCGAGCAUGAGGAGUUCAUUCACUGUCUUUUGAACCAGGGGUGUCUGGUUUCGGAGUCAGAUGUUGUGAACGUUGUGCGGGAAGACGACGAGGAGGAGGAUGAUGAUGAUGAUGAAGAGGAGAACAAAGGGAGACAAGAUGAUGAUGGUAAUGCGAGUGGGCCAUCACAGCCGGUCAGAGAGCUGGAAAAGACACUUCUCGGCGCCGCAGUGCCGUAUGGUAGCUAUCAUUUGACAUCGCGGCUGAUCGCGGAAGGCGCCGAGGUGCAUGUCCGGCAGAGCUGGUGUGAUCCGACCUUGUGGAUGACUGAUGAGGGUGUCAUUGGACCCAGCAAAGAAGUCACCGCCUUGCAUAUCGCCAGCGUGUACAGAAACCUCGAGGGCAUUCGUGCGCUAGUGGACCAUCGCGGCGAGGGGGUGAGUGUGGCGGAGAUGAUCUCCCGCCGGGAUGAUCAGGGCCGGAUUCCCCUUCACUGGGCUUUACUAGGCACGCCGGACGACAAGCCUCGAAAAGAGAACAAGGAUGAUGACACAGAAGAUGAUAUGGCUCAGGAAGAGACAAUACCCUCUGAACGAUUAGUGAAGACCGUCAAAUACCUUCUAGCAGCGAACCCUGAGACAAUCAACGCCCGAGACCGGCUGGGGGCCACGGUGUUCCAUUACGCGGUGAGAUCACGCCACAUGGGACCCUCAAGCGUUCUGGCGGUGGUGGAGAUGUUGCUGGAUGCUGGACCACUAGCGUCGACUUGGAAGGCCGUCCGCAACGACGAACGCGAGAGAGACACUUUCGAGCCUACAAUUCUACAAGAUGCAGUAAAUGGCCAUGGUGUGCGACGGGGGAAAGUCAACGAUACACGGUUCAUCCAGUUGGUCGAGACCUUGCUGGCCCACGGGGCCGAUGCUCGGUUGUGUCUGCACCGGCUGUGUGCUGAACGUUGGAUUGAGCACAUUCCCCGGGCAAUGCUCGAGCGUCUACUGCAGGCCUCGCUAGACAUCGAUGAGACAGAUGCUGAUGGCUGUACGGCGAUGCACUAUCUCGUCAGGAACAUGGAUCAGGUUGAGGCGGCUAGGUAUUUGAUCAGCCGCGGAGCGGACGUGGACGUAGUCGACGACCAGGGAAAUACACCCCUCCAUCAGGUGAUGAAGGGGACACUAAUUCGAAAGCUCGACGAGCAUGGACGGCCUGACCCCUCGCAGCCCAAGGAUGCUCCGGUCCGAGCACGAAAGCAAUGGAUCGAAAUGCUGGUGGAGGCAGGAGGCUCGAUGGAUCGACCCAAUGCUUUUGGAAAGACUCCUAAAAGGCUGCUGGAGGAGCUCACAGAGAGGUUGGAGCAAAUGCGGAUGGCCGAGGCCACCCAAAUUGGUCGAGGACGUGGACGCGGAGUAAGAGAAGGGGACAACAGAUGAAUGAACUGGAAUCUGUGGAUAGACAAAAAAGUAUAUUUAGGCGAGGGCCUGGGCUAGUGAGCCCAGACCGACAGGGAUAUAGCUCAGUAAC
Aspergillus brunneoviolaceus CBS 621.78 is the source of this 2012-nucleotide messenger RNA. Its product is annotated as ankyrin. Lineage: Eukaryota; Fungi; Ascomycota; Eurotiomycetes; Eurotiales; Aspergillaceae. The transcript has a single exon. The record is from RefSeq and is a predicted model, not a curated record. Gene Ontology annotation, molecular function: protein binding. Gene Ontology annotation, cellular component: cytoplasm; nucleus. Bases 29 to 1921 code for a protein of 630 amino acids.